AUGACUGAUAGUAAAUUAAGUGGUACUACUACAAUUAUUGUACUUGGUGCUUCGGGAGAUCUUGCGAAAAAGAAAACUUAUCCAGCAUUGUUUGGUCUUUAUCGCAAUGGAUUCUUCCCGGAAGGCACUCGUAUCAUCGGUUAUGCCAGAACGAAACUUGAUCAAUCAAAAUUCCACGAACGUAUUUCCGGAUAUAUGAAAACUCCAACCGACGAUAUUAAAAAUCAGCUCUCUGAAUUUCUAAAGCAAUGUACUUAUGUCUUUGGUCAAUAUGAUAAGGAUGAAGAUUAUCAAAAGUUGAAUAAAGCUGUUGAGGAAGUCGAACGAUGUGAUAAACAUCAAGAAAAAAAUCGUAUUUUCUAUAUGGCAUUGCCUCCUAGCGUGUUUAUUCCUGUAGCAAAAGGCCUUAAGAAAUAUGUUUAUUCUGCAAAAGGGAUUAAUCGCUUGAUUGUUGAGAAACCUUUUGGUAUGGAUUUGGAUAGUUCUCGUGAGUUAGGUAAAGCUUUAGCUCCUUUAUGGAAAGAAGAGGAGACAUAUCGUAUUGAUCAUUACCUUGGUAAAGAGAUGGUUAAAAAUCUCUUGAUCAUUCGUUUCGCUAAUGUUGUUUUUGGGGCGAUCUGGAAUCGUCAAAGUAUUGCCAACGUCCAAAUUACUUUCAAAGAAAAGAUUGGAACUGAAGGUCGAGGCGGUUACUUUGAUGAAUUCGGCAUCAUCCGCGAUGUGAUGCAAAACCAUCUCUUGCAAAUACUAAGCAUUGUCGGCAUGGAACGACCUGUAUCAUUAAGCUCUGAAGACAUUCGUGACGAAAAGGUCCGCGUGUUACGUUGUAUUCCUCCUGUGAAACUUGAAGACACACUUCUUGGCCAAUACACAAAAUCAGAAGAUGGCGAAAAACCUGGGUACCUGGAGGAUAGCACGGUCCCCGACGGUAGUACAUGUCCUACUUUUGCAGCAUGUACGCUAUGGAUAAAUAAUGAACGUUGGGAAGGUGUCCCUUUUAUCUUAAAAUGUGGAAAAGCUUUAAAUGAACAAAAAGCGGAAAUUCGUGUUCAAUUCCAAGAUUUACCCGGAAACGUUUUCAAAGAUUCACCUCGUAAUGAAUUAGUUAUUCGCGUGCAACCCAACGAAGCUGUUUAUAUGAAAAUGACAAGUAAAUUACCGGGUCUUUCCAUGGACACAGUAAUCUCUGAAUUGGAUCUCACAUACAACCGAAGAUUUUCGGACUUUAAGAUUCCUGACGCGUAUGAAGCACUGAUUCUUGAUGUGUUAAAAGGCGACCAUUCUAAUUUUGUGAGGGAUGAUGAAUUGGAUGCCGCUUGGAAGAUUUUCACCCCGAUUUUACACAAAAUUGAUCAUGAUAAAAUUGUUCCUCAACCAUAUGCAUAUGGUUCACGUGGUCCAGCGAGCAUUGAAGAGUUUACGUCUAAAUAUGGGUUCAAGAGAUCUACUCAAGAAUAUAACUGGCCAGAACGUUAG
Molecule: messenger RNA, 1476 nt
Organism: Funneliformis mosseae
Lineage: Eukaryota; Fungi; Glomeromycota; Glomeromycetes; Glomerales; Glomeraceae
Source: the annotation of a GenBank genome assembly